UCUGGUAGGUCCACAAUGGUACAGCCAGCAUCUUGCAGCACAAUGGUUGCAAGGUGGUGAACUGGGGAAGGGGAGGGAGAGAGAGAAAGAGAGAGAGAGAGUGAUUCAGCAUCAGAAAUCCUCGGUUCCGUCCACCUCUGCUUUUUUUCCUUUCCUCAUCGACUCUUUUUUUUUUCUUCUAUAAAAAAAAGGGGGGGUUUCUUUUCAGACACCCUGCCCCAUCCAACACCACCAACACCACCUUCGCCAUCUUUAUGAACGUUUAAAUUUAAGCCUUCAGCCAUGGUCACCGCAGUGUUUCCCGUCGGGAUGUUUUGAAAAGGACUGUCACCGGACUGGGCUCGUCAUCAGCUGGCACGGAAUGGUAUUUAUGAGCAGACAUUUCUUAUAUAACUGCAGCCAACCAAUCCUGGAUGUGAAGAUAGCCUUUUGUCAGGUGUGUGUUCCUUACAGGUAAAAAAGGGUUUUGGAAAACAAGUGGAUGUGUCAUAUAUUGCCAAACAUUACAACAUGAGUAAAAGCAAAGUAGACAACCAGUUCUACAGUGUGGAAGUGGGAGACUCCACCUUCACAGUUUUAAAACGUUAUCAGAAUUUAAAGCCCAUCGGCUCCGGUGCUCAGGGAAUUGUCUGUGCGGGCUAUGAUGCUGUCCUCGACAGAAAUGUAGCCAUCAAGAAGCUGAGCAGACCCUUCCAGAACCAGACCCAUGCCAAGAGGGCAUACCGGGAGUUGGUGCUCAUGAAAUGUGUCAAUCACAAAAAUAUUAUCAGUUUAUUAAAUGUCUUCACACCACAGAAAUCAUUAGAGGAAUUCCAGGAUGUGUACCUAGUGAUGGAGCUGAUGGAUGCCAACUUGUGCCAGGUGAUUCAGAUGGAGCUUGACCACGAGAGAAUGUCCUACCUGCUCUACCAGAUGCUGUGUGGCAUCAAACAUCUGCACUCAGCCGGCAUUAUUCACAGGGACCUCAAACCAAGCAAUAUAGUGGUGAAAUCAGACUGCACCCUGAAGAUCCUGGACUUUGGUCUGGCCAGGACUGCAGGCACCAGCUUCAUGAUGACCCCUUAUGUGGUGACUAGAUACUACAGAGCCCCGGAGGUUAUCCUGGGGAUGGGAUACAAAGAGAAUGUGGAUAUAUGGUCGGUGGGGUGCAUUAUGGGAGAAAUGGUGCGCCACAAAAUCCUCUUCCCUGGGCGGGACUACAUCGACCAGUGGAACAAGGUGAUCGAGCAGCUGGGCACACCGUCUCCAGAGUUUAUGAAGAAGCUUCAGCCCACAGUGAGGAACUAUGUGGAGAACCGGCCAAAAUAUGCAGGCCUCACCUUUCCUAAACUCUUCCCCGACUGCCUUUUCCCUGCUGACUCUGAGCACAACAAACUCAAAGCUAGCCAGGCCAGAGACCUGCUGUCUAAGAUGCUGAUCAUCGAUCCCGCUAAACGGAUAUCGGUGGACGAGGCCUUACAGCACCCCUACAUCAAUGUGUGGUAUGAUCCAGCUGAGGUGGAGGCGGCCAGAGAUCUCAUCCAAAUAUCCAUGCCUCCACCUCAGAUCUAUGACAAGCAGCUGGAUGAAAGAGAACACUCCAUUGAUGAAUGGAAAGAACUAAUCUACAAAGAGGUGAUGAACUUUGAGGAGAGAACGAAGAAUGGCGUUGUGAAGGGACAGCCUUCACCUUCAGGUGCAGCCGUGAACAGCAGCGAGAGCCUCCCUCCCUCCUCCUCCAUAAACGACAUCUCCUCCAUGUCCACCGACCAGACCCUGGCAUCAGACACUGACAGCAGCCUGGAGACCUCUGCAGGACCCCUGGGGUGUUGCAGGUGACUAGCCGCCUGCCUGCGCAACCCCAUGUUCUUCCGAAGGUGAAGAACCCAACCUGAAACGUCCAACUGAAAAUACACACACACAAAAAAAAAAAGAGUAAAGAUCAAAAUGAAUAUAUUAAGAACAAAAACAUGAGUUAUGGAAACACAGAAUCUGAAAUGAUGAAAUCUAAAGCCUGUGCAUUGUCAUUCAAAAACAGCAGUGGUAUUUAAACUGAAGUUAAUGAGCUGAGAUAUAUGUUAAUGAUCCUCUAGUUGCUUUGCUUAUAUUACCCCACAUAUCUUGUAUAUGGCAUCCAAACAAAAAUGACCAAAUGCUUCGACUUGCAUCUCCUGUAAAGUGCAUAUUGGCUGGCUGCUGGUCUCCCAAAUCCUUACGAAAAGCAUUUAUGCUCCAAUCAUUGUGGCAAGGUGGGCUGCCAUUUUGCUAAUCACUACUGUACAAUACAAACGUCAUUCUCCUUUUCCCCCUCUCCCUCUUUAACCCUUAUGUAACAACACUGCUGUAUUUUAACCUCUAGGCUUUGGUCUUAGACGUACCCACCCAACACAAUCCCCCAAUGUAAGGUUGCCUGAUUUGUGUGUUUUUAUGUGGUUAUUCUGCAGGGACACGUAGUCGCUGUUACCCAGAGCGGCGCUCCCUGCACUACUUGUAAAUAAUGUAAUUCUGUACAGCUGAAGGGCACACAGAGUGGGACUGACGGCCAGUACACUGGGAGUUUUCCUUUUUUUCUGACUAGCGCACCUUGCCACAUCACUGCUUUCCACCUCAGUUGCCCCCUGCCUAUUGCUGUAGUUCUGCAUGAUUAGAUUUAAAACAAUGCUAAUCUCACUGUAUGCUAAAAUGAGUCUGUAUAGGGACUUUUGUUUAUAUACGAUGUAAACUAACUCCAGACAUGGGGGGUCUGGUCACAGGAUAGGACUGUGUGAAUGUGUGUGUGUGUCUGCUUGUGUGUGUGUGUGCGUGUGUGUGUGUAUGUGUGUGUGUGUUAACCACAGGCAAGCCAUUAAGACAUUAGUAAAUGUCAGGGCUGAGUUCGGGACUUAAAGGGUCAGUACACUCAGUAGAGUGAAUUAUUUUGAUUGUGCUCAGACUUCUACCUUCGAGGAGUUUCAAAAGUCUGAUUUGUGUGUAAUGUCCCUUUUAUUUCUCCUGGCAGCGUAUGAUCGGUCCCUCCUCCGCCCCCACGGGCUGGUCUACAGCCCUGCAUGUCAUUGUGUACCAUUAAUCCCUCAUAGGCACAGGAGGUUGGUCUGUUUCACUGCGGUGUUACCACACAGAGACUAUUCUUAUUUAUUUGACUGAAACAUAGAAGGCUUUUAGAAAGAGAUGAUACAGUCGGUGGUUUAAAGGCGGGCGAUGAGUUUUAACCUCAAAGCAAUGUAUCAUUUUGUUCUAAAGUAAACCGACAUCGUGUCACUACACAACAUCUCAUGCCGUAAGAAGGAUAACUGCAUAGAGGCUCCCCAACCGUUAUGUUGACCACAUUAUUUCUUAGCUGGAAGAUUUAUUUAUUGAUUUAUUUAUUUUGAUAGAUGGAACCUGAAUAUGGCAAGUGCCUUUUGGAAUGAAGCAUUGCAAGUGCAGAUAUGAUGAUAUAUUAUUUUUUGGUAUUUUUUCCUCUGCUUCUUCUUUUUCUGCCUUAAAACUAUCAGAACCCCCCAAGCCACUAAAUUUGGUGGGGAAAAAAAAAAAGACAGAUGCUGGCCAGAUGUUUGGCGCUUUAACUUUGGGUUUUAACCAGUGACAGUGAACUUUUGUGGCGUGGAAUCAAAUCACUUUCCGCAGAUUGUAUGACUUAAUGCUUAUGCUAGUUUUUUUUACGCAACAUGAAAGGUUUUCUGCCAUUUUACGUCUUGAUUUCAUUUCAUUUCUUCAUAAACCAGUGUGACCAGAUUUUCUCAAUCUGGGACACUAGCAUACACACUUACAUGCACUGUUUGCAUUGAACUCGACAAAGGCGUGACAGCUGUAGUACGUUCUUUCUCUCUCUCACACACUUUUAGAUUUAAAAAAAAGAAGAUGUACAGUAUGUUUGGGAGACACGGUCCUUGCCUACAUACAAACAUUGCACCAAGAGAACCUAAGCCAUCUGAUGUCCAUCCCUUUCAAAGAUUUUUAGCUGCAGUUGUGAAUAUGCAGUGGUUGAUUGCAGUUUAGGUUUUACUACAGUUUACUUUUCAUGCUUUAGAUUAAAUACACUAGAAACAAAGUAGGUGAUCUGUUAGUUGUUUAUUAGUUGUGUAUAUGCUAUUUAUACUUAGUUAGUAAUGAAUGAAAAAAGGAAUUCACAUUAAUUUGGUUUCCACUGCCAUAUUUCAUGUUCUCAUGCAGGUUUACGGACAAAAGAAUCAUUAACAAGCAAGGAAAUAAUUUCUGUUGUAAUAAUUCUACUGUCGGUUGGAGAGACAUUUUAGGUAUUUCGAGCUGUGCGAACAAAACAAACUUUAGGUAUGCAUAAUAAAUUGGACUACCUGUCUCAUGGUGUCAUGACUCAUGUAGAAAAAUAAGGUCUCUAGACAAAGAAUGCUUUCGCUGUCCCUUCAUGAAACAAAUGGGGACAUCUGUGUUUGUUUUCGAGCACGUCAAAAAACACCAUUUACAACAAUUUCUAAGGAUAUCACCAUAUUUCCUACUUCUGGAAUUUGCAUGGCUCAUACAGUGUGUUCAGUCCCAGUCAUGGCAUUGUUAAAACAUCGUUCAGGAGAUGUAGUGACUGCACUGUUUACGUAUGUUUCCUAACAUGUCAUUUAACAUCUCUAAUUGUAUCUCUGCUACAGCGCAGUGGUUUACUUUUUGCAUGGAGUCUACCUAAAACACCCUGUCGCUGUGCGUACGUAUCAAAAUCCCUUCGCAAAAUGAUAUACGUUACUUCUAAAACACUCUUUCUGCCUCCAUUCUGGCUUGUGUACAGUGAACCACACACAGACUUACAGUACCUUCACAGAGCUAAGAGGGUAACUGAGGGCGGUGUCUCCAGAAUAAGCUACGGCAAGCUUGGCUUUCUGUUCAGGGUCUGGCCAGGGCAGUCCUUCAAAACAGGGUACAACUUUAAAAAUCUUUGUGUUUUAAAAAUGUUCAGAUCAUGUUUGGGUCAACUCCUAUACCACAAAUACUCACAAUACUGUUUGUGGUUAUUCUACAGGGCAUUUUUAACCAUCCCAAUUACACUAUUCUUUUCCUAUCCUUACAUGUUCUGGUCACUGAGUACAAUACUGAAUAUAAUACUGAAACAUAUUUUUUUCUGUCUCUGAAUGUGAACUUCGGAUCCUUUUUUUAUAAGACAACCCUCCAGACAAUUCUGUUGUAAUAAAAAAAGGUGCUUUUGGAAGUAGUAGAGAUGAAUCUAACACAGAAACAGCUGGGUUGUCAGCACUGAAUGUAGAAAUGAAUUGUUACACUCGUGUCAUGGCUGCUGCUUUGUCAUCAGUGCGUGUGUGCGUGUGUGAUUUCAAAUUAACCAGCAUUGAACACAAACUGUCUGUAAGGUCAAAUUGGAAGAUGUGAUCUGGCAUCCGGACAGAUAAUUUCACACGUUUUUUUUCCAGACUUUUUUUUCUUUCAAUACAAGAUCAUGACUUUUUGUGGGAUUGCUUUUCAAAGAAUGUUCGCUGGCAAGUCGGUACAGUCAUGUGUUUGGAAGUAGUUCAUGUGUGUAUUCAUGUUCAGUCACUUAAACUUUAGAAAUAGAAAUGUGUCAACUACCAAUCCUGCUCCUAAUUUCUGCCACAAGGGAUUUAAAAAAAAAUCUCUUGUGGAUCCAGGAUUAGCCAAAAUUUAUGUCUGACUAUGUCUGACUCAUUCAGCCAUAAAAUUAUUGCCAAUUUGAAAUAUGUGUCACACGUUAGGAUACAUCUUGUACUCAGCUGUGCCAACAUGAAAUCUUUGGACUCAGUACUUGUGAUCCCCAGCUUAUUGAUUUUCACCUCUUUCUUUCAAGUCAUAUUGUAAAUAACAACAAUCCAACAAUGCAAUAAACACUUUAUUGUACUCAGAUAGGGAGGCAAGCUACUGCAAGGGUCAGGUGAUGCUAAAAUGUUUAGAGUCUUAAAUGUGGACGGGAAAUGUGGAACUACUACAAUGAUGAAACCCUGUAUAGCUCAUCUGAAUCAGGUGAUGUUGUUCUUCGAUUCUUUUAUGAUUCCUUCUCUCUCGUUUCUUUUACUCCGUGCUGUUUUAAUGAAUCAUUCUUUUGACAUUGUCAGGUUGAAAAAAAAAAGGAAAAAAAAAAAAAGAAAUUGUAUCUGUUUCACGCUGAUCUCAAAGCUUCAGGCUAUAGCGUUUCAAAUAAAGUCAAAUGCAAAAGAAAAAGAAAAAAAUUACUGAAAGCUGUUACUGUAAACACAACAUUUUAAAGGAACUGUGUAUGUAAAAAUAGUAUAUGUAUGUGAUUGAAAAUAAACAAAACCUUUGAUCUUGGA
This is a messenger RNA of Larimichthys crocea (large yellow croaker), 6239 nucleotides long. It is a transcript of the gene mapk10, whose product is annotated as mitogen-activated protein kinase 10. Gene Ontology annotation, molecular function: ATP binding; MAP kinase activity. The transcript is spliced from 14 exons. The record is from RefSeq and is a predicted model, not a curated record. Gene Ontology annotation, biological process: protein phosphorylation. Lineage: Eukaryota; Metazoa; Chordata; Actinopteri; Sciaenidae. The coding region runs from base 511 to 1818 and encodes 435 amino acids.